Molecule: messenger RNA, 2013 nt
Organism: Aureobasidium namibiae CBS 147.97
Lineage: Eukaryota; Fungi; Ascomycota; Dothideomycetes; Dothideales; Saccotheciaceae
Exons: 2
Coding region: 1-2013 (670 amino acids)
Biological process (GO): regulation of DNA-templated transcription
Molecular function (GO): DNA-binding transcription factor activity, RNA polymerase II-specific; zinc ion binding
Source: RefSeq, a predicted model, not a curated record
AUGUCCGAAGCCGCUCCGCCCACCGACUCCCGCCAGACGAUCAACCCUGCGGCAAAGCGCAAGAGAAGUCCUUCGCUGCCUCAAUACCAGCAACAAGGAGUCACGCCCCAGAACAAGGCUCCCAAGACGAACAAUGUAAGCAGCCAGCUACAGAUCAACUAUAUCGCCAGACAAUGUAUCGACGACCUCCCCUUCGUCUCGAAAGAAGACACCCUUCCUGGUAUGCUGGAGACGCUUUCGUCAUACACACAGGUUCUGGAUCGCCAUGAGUCGCUGGCCAGCAAUCUCGGAGCUCGUCCGCUCGGCCCAAUCCUGAUCAAACGCUUUGAACGCUGUUUCGAUGCGCCUCCGCGAGUCAUCGCCUCGCAUUCGCACGCAAGAGAGUCAGACCUCCCUCAGGUCACCUGGCUGGAUGUCGUCCACUUUGCCCAGGCCCACCCGUCACAGUUCACCCUGUCGACCUUUAGCGAGGGCCGCCGUGUGUGCCAGUUCUACUACCCUCAGAGGCAGGUGCGCGUGCAGAUCUCCGAGGAAGACUACCUCUUCAUCAACAGUGGAAGAUGCCAGGAUCUGAUCCCACCGCUCCCCAUCUGGGAAGAUGAAGAGAAAGAGGUAGCCACAUGCGAGCUCGUCGAGAAGGCCUUGAGAGACGUGACUGCCGCUGCCGAUUCAGUCGCUGCUCGUACUCGUCAACUGGCUCAUCGUCUCAAGGGGAGAAGGAUGGCCAUUCUCGAACGCAGGUCUGCCGAGGAGUCGCACAACCACCAAGUGCAGCAGCAAGCUCUACACCCGUCGUUUGUCUCGGUCAACAACACGCCCAACCAGCAGCCACCCAUGAAGCAGCCUCAACAGCAGCCGCCCAUGUCUCCCGAGAAAGUCGAUCCUGCUUUGCACAUCCGCAACGACCUGCUCAAGCACUUCCAAUCUCUGCCUAAACAAGUUCCUCAACAACCAGACAACCGCCGUGUCUCGUCCAUCCCACAACAACCACAAUCGCCUCCUUUCCAAACGCCGCAAAGUUUCAAUCACCACCCUCGACCAGCCCUCGAAUCGACAUCCACUUCAGUCUCUCCCGUCCCCACCACCGCCGUCGCCCUCGCAGCAGCCGCCGCCGCAGCCCAAGCAUCCCACUACUCUCGCGACGAAUCACCUCAAUCCCAACCGCGUCACAACUUUUCCAAACCUCUGCCGCCAUCGCAAGAAGUCUCGCAACCCUACCGCGCAAUCUGCCAAUCCCACAUGGAGAGCCUGCCCCGGGGUUCACGCAUCAUGCCACCCUGCGACCGCUGCAGACGCCUGAAAAUGGAUUGUCUCAAGAACCUAUCUUCCUGUGGUGGAUGCACGAAAAAGCACGCUCGAUGCCACUGGAAAGACGUUUCUCGACAAGAAGUACAAGGAUUAGAAGGCUUUGACGAUGCAGAAAGAUUGGCGAAUGAAUAUGCAAAUGGCAGCAGAAGAUUCAGUGCCGAGUACGCUCCCAGCGACACCAGUAUGGAUGUUGAUGCCAGAAGCCCUUUUGAUUACCCUUCUCACACUGCGGCUUCCACGCCUGGAGGCUUAGGCAAUGUCGCGAACUUUGUUGCGCGCCCAGCAGCUGCGUACCCCGAGGUUCCGCAGCAGCAGCAACCUUAUCCACCCCCUCAACCGCCUUCCCAGCCUCAACCCUAUGAAGACGGUUAUCGCAGUCAAAGCACUGUCUCUGUUGCCCAGCGCCCACCACCUUUCCCUGAAGAUUUGACUCAACAACAACAACAGCAGCAGCAACAGCAACAAGAUCGUACAAUGGAUUUGCUGCGCGUCCUCAGCAACCACGAUAACGGCGCUUCAGCCUCUCCUGCUGCUGCCACUACGACCAACGUCGAUCAACAAAACAGAAACAACGGUGCUUUCAGGUCGAGUUUUACUGCCGAAGCUACGCCUGCCACUGUGAGUCUGGGGGCAACGAACGGACAGACUGCAGCUCAGCCGCAAGAACAGACCAAUGGUGGUGGCGACCAAGGCCAAAGAGUCUAG